This is a messenger RNA of Penicillium macrosclerotiorum, 1542 nucleotides long. Its product is annotated as acyl-CoA dehydrogenase family protein. Gene Ontology annotation, molecular function: flavin adenine dinucleotide binding; acyl-CoA dehydrogenase activity; heme binding. The transcript is spliced from 3 exons. The coding region runs from base 1 to 1542 and encodes 513 amino acids. Lineage: Eukaryota; Fungi; Ascomycota; Eurotiomycetes; Eurotiales; Aspergillaceae. The record is from RefSeq and is a predicted model, not a curated record.
AUGUCUGCUCAAACCCUUACUCGUGCGGAGGUGGCCAAGCACAACACCGAUGACUCCCUCUGGUGUAUCAUCGACCACCGCGUCUAUGACCUGACUGACUUCGUGGACGCCCACCCCGGUGGCAGCGUCGUGCUCGCCCAAGUUGCUGGCCAGGAUGCCACCGCGGAAUUCUACAACCUGCACCGGCAAGAGGUCCUCGAGAAAUAUCGCGACCAGCUGUGUAUCGGCACCAUCGAAGGCGAGAAACCUGAAGUCAUCGAGCCCAAACCAGGCGCCGUGAGCCCUGUCCCCUACGCCGAGCCUAUGUGGCUGCGCCCGCAGUUCAAGAGCCCCUACUACAAAGACAGCCACCGUCGGUUGCAGAAGGCCAUCCGCGAGUUCACAGACCGAUAUGUGACACCAGAGGCACAGGAGAAGGAGAGAGACGGCACAUAUAUCAGCCAGGAGUUGAUCGAUCGCAUGGCAGAGACGAACAUUCUGGCGAUGCGAUUAGGUCCCGGAAAGCACCUGCACGGUCGCUCGUUGCUCGGGGGUGUGGUGGACGGGAAGGAAUUCGAUUAUUUGCACGACCUGAUUGUCACACAAGAGUUGGUGCGGGCGAAUGCGCGUGGCUUCCAGGAUGGGAACAUGGCCGGUAUGGCUAUCUCCCUCACGGCGGUCCAGCAGUGGUUGCGGGAUCCCGCGCUCAAGGAGCGCCUCAACGCCGAGGUUCUGUCGGGCCAGAAGAAGAUGUGUCUGGCCAUCACCGAGGCCUUCGCGGGCUCCGAUGUGGCGGGCCUCAAGACCACCGCCGAGAAAACCCCCGAUGGGAAAUACUACAUCGUCAACGGUACCAAGAAAUGGAUUACCAACGGCAUGUUCGCCGACUAUUUUGUCACCGGAUGUCGAACUGAAAAGGGCUUCUCCGUACUCCUGAUUCCACGCGGCGAGGGUGUUGAGACCAAGCAGAUCAAGACAUCCUACUCUACAGCCGCUGCGACCGCAUUUGUGCAGUUCGAGAACGUCAAGGUCCCGGUCCAGAACUUGCUUGGCGAGGAGCACAAGGGAUUCAUUGUGAUCAUGAGCAACUUCAACCACGAGCGAUUUAUGAUGACCGCCGCAGUGGUUCGUAUGUCGAUGACAAUCGUUGAGGAAUGUCUGAAAUGGUGCAACCAGCGCAUCGUCUUUGGCAAGUCGCUGGUCGAACAACCAGCGAUCCGUCAGAAGCUCGCCCGUAUGAUCUCUUUGACAGAGUCCAACCAAGCCUGGCUGGAGUCUAUCGCCUAUCAGAUGUGCAACAUGUCGUACGCCCAACAAUCUCUGCACCUGGGAGGUCCGAUCGGUCUCCUCAAGUCGCACGCCACGCGCGCUGCGCAGGAGAUCGCAGACCACUCAACUAACAUCUUUGGUGGACGGGGCCUUACUCAGACAGGUAUGGGCAAGGUCAUUGAGAUGUUCCAUCGCACCUACAAAUUCGACGCUAUCCUAGGCGGGACCGAGGAGAUUCUGGCCGAUCUGGGCGUGCGCCAGGCGAUGAAGAAGUUCCCCAAGGCAAUGCUGUAG